AUGAUUCUGCGUCACGUCAUGAACAACAGGCCUCCUGGAAGAGCUAGCUCUGCGCGCCAGAACAUUGCACAUCGACACCCACCGCGUGGCAGCCGUCUGACGCGCGAGCAAAUUGCACGGCUUAAUACUUUUGCAAGGGCUGCUGCACUCGGCCGCGCGAGUCGCCCACCUCUGCGCUUCCAAUCUGCUAGUAGGUCGUAUCGAGUUGCUGACCCGCGCAAUGUAUCUUCGCACAGCUGCAACUCUGGAAUCAAUGUGCCUACUCGGCAUCAUCCGCAGAGACCCGAUGAUGAUGCCUCAUCACCGACUCCCGCAGCCAACGACAUGGACACAGUGUCUCCUACUAAGCUGGAGGGAAACGCUACCGAGGCCGAGUCCGAGAAAUCGCUGCAGAAAUAUCUGAUUCGGCAGCAGAUUCUUGCGGGCGUACAGCCAGAGAAGAUUGCGCCUAUUCGUGCUCAAGAGGUGGUGAAUCGGCCUACUGCUCCGGUUCUCCUCCAGGUCAGAAACGAUGUUCUCGCCGUGCCUGAGCUGCCUCCUGCGCAGUUCAGCGGACCGCUUCAGCCUCUUCGAAUCAUGCCACGGGGAGCUCUUGGGCAAGUUGUCACUGGAUUGGAGACCGCGCUGGUCAGCCGUCGUGCCAAAACAGAACCCAAAUCUGGAUCCGAAGACGACAAAACGCCUCAGACACCACAGCGGUCCGCAAAAACUCGCUACAUGACACGCUCCGUCGCACGCCGCACCAGGGAGCAGAACGAGCAUCACGCACCGGAGCCUGAGCCUGAGCCUCAAACAGCAGCAACGGCAACACUCAAGAGUGAGUCUGGAUCCACGCCACCUGUGCACCCUCCACGCCUUCAUCCACCUCACCCAUCUGCCCCCGACGACAACAACCCCAACAACGCCUUCACCCUCGAGAAUCCCCUUGAAGAAACCCCCGCGAAGGAGCAGCAGACAAUCAUCCCGCACAACAACUUCGACAUCAUCUCCGCGCUGGCCGAAUACCCGGACCUCACCAUCAUGGUCUGCGACCUCCUCCCCCCCGAGGCGAUCCUAACCCUGAGCACCGUCUCGCGCCCCUUCCACCAAACCCUCCACACCAACCUCCCGACAAUCAUUACCCACCAGCUCCUCCAACAAACCCACAACCACCCCGUCUACCAAACUAGUAACAUCCCAGCCCCUCUCACCAUGACCAUCGCCGACUCCUUCCCCCUCCUCUGCUACCCCACCCUCUACACAACCAACGAGUCCACCAACCUCAUCACCCCAAAGCUCGCCUACCUCCUGAUGCUCGCCUCCCGCGCCGCCACCAUCAGAUCCAUCCUCACCACUCUCCACGCCAAGGGCAUCGUCCUGCCCGCGCGCACCGACCUCGUCCUCCGCAAGGUGUGGUUUCUGAUGGACAUCCCCGACAAUCAUCGCCGGGAGUGGACGGUGCGCAAUCGCAAUCUCUGGUCGGAUCUGGAGUUGUUUCUCGCGGCGUAUUUCGUGGUCCAGGUUGAUACGGUGCUGGAGGCGUCAAAGAGGUGGGAGGGGAGGCGCUGGUGGGGAGUCAGGGUCGGGUGUUUUGCUCGGCGGGAUUUGGGGGUGUUGGCCGCGGUGUUGCGAGGGGAGGGAGAGGGAGGUGCUGGUGAACUUCAAAUUAGUGGUGAUGCCGGUGUUGCUGUUGCUGUUGCUAAGGAUGAUGCAGCUGAAGCUACUAGUAGUAGUGCGGAGACUGGAACCAACACCGCAACAAGUAUCGCUAGUAUGAUCGCUGCACCUGCCAAUCCAACCGACACAAACACUAGUAACACUAACACCUCCGAACCACUACUACCCCAAGACCCUCAAGAACACCAACUCGGGAAUCUGCAAAACGAACACGACGGACGGAAGAACGGACUCGAGACAGUCAAGUUGCUGCGGCCCGACGAGUGGAUCAUGAGAGAGGUCCUGCACAGAGGGCUGGAUCUGCAGGCCAUGUACAAGACCGUGUGCGGGGAAGGACGACACGACCAGUACGAGACUCCCGGCAUUGCGGGCCAGAGGGUCACUUGGGAUGAGCAGAUGCGGAUGGCGACGUUGAAAACUCAGGUCGAGUGGAUGGAGGUGGUGAGGUUAGACCGGUAGAUCGGAGUACUGUAUUGUACAGUGUUUAAACCAUGUUUUGAUAGGGAGCCGUGCUUCAGUUUCGGCGGGGUAGUAUGGAGAUGGG
Aspergillus saccharolyticus JOP 1030-1 is the source of this 2200-nucleotide messenger RNA. RefSeq lists its product as uncharacterized. The transcript has a single exon. The record is from RefSeq and is a predicted model, not a curated record. NCBI's taxonomy places the organism in Eukaryota, Fungi, Ascomycota, Eurotiomycetes, Eurotiales, Aspergillaceae. Bases 1 to 2115 code for a protein of 704 amino acids.